UCUAGAAAAAAAAACAAAAGAAAGAAGAAAACACUCAUUCGAGCGAGACAUUCUGGCAAAAGUUCUAUUUCAGGAUGUCAAAUGUUUUCUCAAAAGAAUAAUGCGGUUUCUCUUUAGGUUUGCGUUUUUAUAAGUAUGCGUCUCUGUGAAUGAUCUCUUAUCUCCUAAGGCAAAUAUUUGUGGAACUCAAAUCAAUGUUUUUCUUUUUUUUCUUUUAUGAAACCAACUUCCCUGUCACAAGCGGUAAUAUCGAGGCCAUAAAGACGUGUACUUUCCACGAGACUCAAAGAUCAAUAUAAAUCCCUUCACUUCUUCACUUCUCGCGAGAACCUCGUGUCCCAAAUGGAUCCCAUCCCGCUCGGCCCGUGGUCCGGUCUCCAAUCGGAUCGAUGACGCUGCGUUCAGCCAGCCAAUAACGUGCAGGUAAACAAGGCAGCGGCCAUGGACACCGGUAGGUUAACAGAACUGCCCCACCCUCCCCUAUUUUUACUCCCAUCGUUUAAAAGCUGACUCAAACUGCUAGCACGAAAGAAAACCCCCCAAAAAAACCAAACCCUGCGAACCCUCCUCAUCUGCAAUGACGGAUCAAGUCAAAGAGCUGGUGUCCAAGUGUCUGCAGGCCCGGGACAUGGCGUACUGUCCCUACAGCCGCUUCCCCGUCGGUGCCGCCGUGCUGACGGCAGAUGGCGCUAUAAUCACAGGCUGUAACGUGGAGAACGCCUCCUACGGUCUGACCGUGUGUGCUGAGCGGACUGCCGUGCAGAGGGCCGUGGUGGAGGGACACAGACGGUUCACUGCCAUUGCUGUGGCCUGUGAUAUCAAAGACCGUUUUGUUGGGCCGUGUGGAGCGUGUCGACAGGUUCUUAUGGAGUUUGGAUCGGACCUGACGGUAUACUUGACCAAGCCGGAUGGAACGUACAAAGAAACCAGCCUCAGUGAGCUGUUGCCUCUAGCCUUUUCCCCGGCCCACCUCGCAGAGGACUGAUGAAACCUCAGCUCGCUCUUAGGACAUCACAUUGUUUCGCUGCAGCGUUUUAAAAUGUGUGUUUGCUUUUUUUUAGCAACACUGCAAAUUACGAAAACAAUAAAAAAAUACUCUACCCCCUCAACAUGUGUGAUUAU
This is a messenger RNA of Pungitius pungitius (ninespine stickleback), 1122 nucleotides long. Its product is annotated as zgc:103586. Gene Ontology annotation, cellular component: cytosol. The transcript has 6 exons. Gene Ontology annotation, molecular function: zinc ion binding; cytidine deaminase activity. Lineage: Eukaryota; Metazoa; Chordata; Actinopteri; Perciformes; Gasterosteidae. Bases 578 to 985 code for a protein of 135 amino acids. The record is from RefSeq and is a predicted model, not a curated record.